Messenger RNA from Sardina pilchardus (European sardine), 2342 nucleotides. RefSeq names its product phosphatase and tensin homolog B (gene ptenb). Gene Ontology annotation, biological process: phosphatidylinositol dephosphorylation; protein dephosphorylation; phosphatidylinositol 3-kinase/protein kinase B signal transduction. NCBI's taxonomy places the organism in Eukaryota, Metazoa, Chordata, Actinopteri, Clupeiformes, Clupeidae. Gene Ontology annotation, cellular component: plasma membrane; cytosol; nucleus. Gene Ontology annotation, molecular function: protein tyrosine phosphatase activity; phosphatidylinositol-3,4-bisphosphate 3-phosphatase activity; inositol-1,3,4,5-tetrakisphosphate 3-phosphatase activity. The transcript has 10 exons. The record is from RefSeq and is a predicted model, not a curated record. Bases 816 to 1979 code for a protein of 387 amino acids.
GUUGAUAUUGGGGGGGGUACAUUUGGCAGAAAUAAACUGGCUAGAAAUUGGCAUCCAAAUGUGCACUGUAUUGGACAAGGGUGUGUUACAAGCAGGCCAACUUGUUGCUCAAUCGAUGUCCCACAACCCGUUGCAUAACUACGUGCUUCCACUGAUAAGGCUCCUUUUCAACAUGUCUUCUGGAGAUUGUGGGUGGUCAGCAGCAAUCCUUGUCCAAAGUUCACCUGGUGUGAAUCAGACCUACAGCAGUGAUGACAUGCUUUGUGUGUGUGUGUGUGUGUCUGUGGCAAACUGUGGUUCUUUGAAGCAAUACGGUCUACUGUAAAAUUGUACACACAGAAAUGCUCUCUCACUGAUGUAUCCAGGGUAUGUAGUUAGGGGCGUUAGGAGCAUACAGUGGAGUAAUGGAUUUAGGCAGUUGCUGAUUUUUUACAAAUUGAAUUUAAUGUAAUUUGUAUUUAUAUAUUUAUUUAUUUUAACUUAGGCCAGACCUUUGUGACUGGGGCUGAUAGGGGGGUUAAAUUCUCUUGGGAAUACCCAUAAGAACUUUGCUCUGCAGCUUCAUCUGGCCAAGAGGACAUUGAAGCCGAUUUCCAAUGUCCCUAAAACACGGGCACUCGAAUACCGUCGCUAAUCCGGCAUGGACUUGUUUUUACUUUGGAAUUUGAGUAAACCACUGCAUUUAACACCAUCAGUUACAAGAUUAUUUACUACACUUUUGCUAGUUACAGUAUGCCCCUGCUGAGAGUUGAUUCCAUUUAUUCACUGUGCUUUUCCUUAACGGCCACUCAGAUAUUUAUCCAAACAUAAUCGCUAUGGGCUUUCCUGCUCAGAGAAUCGAGGGGGUGUACAGAAACAACAUAGACGACGUCGUACGGUUUCUAGACUCCAAGCAUAAAAAUCAUUAUAAAAUCUAUAAUCUAUGCGCUGAAAGAAAUUAUGAUGCUUCCAAAUUUAAUUGUCGUGUGGCCCAAUACCCUUUUGAGGACCAUAAUCCUCCACAGCUGGAGCUGAUUAAGCCCUUUUGUGAAGACCUCGACAAGUGGUUAAGCGAAGACGAUAAUCACGUAGCCGCCAUCCACUGCAAGGCGGGGAAAGGGCGCACCGGCGUCAUGAUAUGCGCGUACCUGCUGCACCGCGGCAAGUUCCUCAAGGCCCAGGAGGCGCUGGACUUCUACGGCGAGGUUCGGACCAGAGAUAAGAAGGGAGUUACUAUCCCCAGCCAAAGGCGGUAUGUCCACUACUACAACUAUCUGCUGAAGAACAACCUGGAGUACAAGCCUGUGGCACUGCUCUUCCACAAGAUGGUUUUUGAGACCGUACCCAUGUUCAGUGGAGGCACCUGCAGGGAGACUGGUGUUAAAAACAAGAGCGAGCAGAAUCCACAUGGUUUCAGGAAAGGGAAUUGGCACUGGGAUCCCCAGUUUGUGGUCUACCAGCUGAAGGUGAAGAUCCACACUUCGAACCCCAUCCAUACGCGACGCGAGGACAAGUACAUGAUCUUCGAGUUCCCUCAGCCUCUGCCUGUGUGUGGAGAUGUCAAGGUGGAGUUCUUCCACAAGCAAAACAAAAUGAUGAAGAAGGAGAAGAUGUUCCACUUCUGGGUGAACACGUUCUUCAUCCCUGGACCAGAGGAGAACUACGAGAAGAUGGAGAACGGGGGUCUGGUGAAGGACCUGGACGGCCUCCCGCCGGCAGAGAAGGGCGAGAACGACAGGGAGUACCUCAUCAUGCCGCUGACCAAGAACGACCUUGACAAGGCCAACAAGGACAAGGCUAACAGAUACUUCUCGCCGAACUUCAAAGUGAAACUGUACUUCACGAAGACGGUGGAAGAGCCGUCUAACUCUGAGGCCAGCACCUCCACGUCAGUCACGCCGGAUGCUAGUGACAAUGAGCCGGACCAUUACCGAUACUCGGACACCACGGACUCUGACGCUGAUAACGAACCCUUCGAUGACGAAAUUACUAAAGUUUGAAUAUUUUUUAUGGGGGAAAUAACCGAAAUAAACAUGCAUACAAAGAGACAUAUAUACCACACAAAAAAACCCUGAACGUUUGAAAAUGAAAAAAGGAGAAAACUUGAAUGAACUGAAAAAGCAAGUACCUUUUUUUUUUUGUUUUGUUUUGUUUUUUUUCUUUUCCAGACUGAGGUAGUUUGUCACAAGAAAAUGGCCACUGGUUUGUAGGGACAAUAAUCUCGACCAAUCACUCUUCAUUUCCUGCUUUUUUGUUUUGUUUGUUUGUUUGUUUUCUUUGUCCCUUUUUCGCUCAUGUGCAAGUAUGGACACCGGCUCUCAGUCAUAAAGGUUCACUAGCUAUUAUGUACAUAAUGUCACGUG